AUGACAAUCGUAUACCUUUUUCUCUUUCUGGGGAUUUUCUCCAAUGCAUAUUGCAGUGCCCGGCUUCUUAGCAUCACUAAUAAAGAUAUCAAGUUGGUGAACAAACCACAAGUCUCUAUUAAGACCAAUGAUGUAAGUGGUUUCAAAUUUUUGCCAAAUCAUUUUCGAGUGCUCAAAGCUAAUGAGAAAAAUGAAGUAACUGAAGAAGGUUUUGAAUUUAACAUUGAUUAUACACCACCUAGGACACAUCCACCUCCUUCUCCUCCUCCUGUCGGUGAUAAAAAUGAAGUAAUUGAAGAAAGUUCUGAAUUUUAUAUCGACUAUACACCACCUAGGACGCAUCCUAUUCCAUCUCCUCCUCCUCAUGGUGAGAAUGAUGAAGUAAGUGAAGAAAGCUCUGAAUUUAACAUCGAUUAUACACCACCUAGAACGCAUCCUCCUCCAUCUCCUCCUCCUCAUGGUGAGAAUAAUGAAGAAAGUGAAGAAAACUCUGAAUUAAUCAUCGACUAUACACCACCUAGGACGCAUCCUAUUCCAUCUCCUCCUCCUCAUGGUGAGAAUGAUGAAAUAAGUGAAGAAAGCUCUGAAUUUAACAUCGAUUAUACUCCACCUAGAACGCAUCCUACUCCAUCUCCUCCUCCUCAUGGUGAGAAUAAUGAAGUAAUCAAAGAAAGUUCUGAAUUUAACAUCGACUAUACACCACCCAGGACACAUCCUAGUCCACCUCCUCCUCUAAACAACUAA
Molecule: messenger RNA, 744 nt
Organism: Vicia faba (fava bean)
Lineage: Eukaryota; Viridiplantae; Streptophyta; Magnoliopsida; Fabales; Fabaceae
Source: the annotation of a GenBank genome assembly